Salarias fasciatus (jewelled blenny) is the source of this 564-nucleotide messenger RNA. RefSeq names its product spindle and kinetochore associated complex subunit 2 (gene ska2). Gene Ontology annotation, cellular component: spindle microtubule; outer kinetochore. The record is from RefSeq and is a predicted model, not a curated record. Gene Ontology annotation, molecular function: microtubule binding. Gene Ontology annotation, biological process: mitotic cell cycle; cell division; chromosome segregation. The transcript is spliced from 6 exons. Bases 5 to 430 code for a protein of 141 amino acids. NCBI's taxonomy places the organism in Eukaryota, Metazoa, Chordata, Actinopteri, Blenniiformes, Blenniidae.
CAAAAUGGAGACCGCGGUGGAGAAGCUGGAGGCGAAGUUUCUGAAGUCGGACGCGGACUUGAAAUACAUUGAGAAGCGUCUGAAGUUGGAUUUCAUCAACAGCACCGUCGAAAAUCGAUCCACUUCUAAGGCCAACCCUGUGCUGAUGUUGGACAAGCUGAAGGUUAUGAAAGCCAAACACUCAUCGCUGUGCUCUAAGGUGAAAGAGAUUUCGGCUGCCCAAAAAGAGUCCAUGAACUUCAUCACCAUCAACUUCAAUCACGCCACAGAGGUGGUCCAAAACCUACAAAAGACAGCGGAUGUUCAGAUUGAACCACUGACCAAAUCAGAACAGGAGUCUGCAGCAAUACUGAAUUCAGCUUCCGGUCAAAUGAAAGCAGAGGUAAUGCGGAUGUCUUCCACAAAGAAUUGGGAAACUUUUGACACCUGAACUGCCAGAGCUUCAAUAAAAGGACAUGACAUGAAAAAUGGAGGAAAAUUUGGAUUUCUCUAUGUCAGGGUCAGAAAUGAGAGCUGACCAAGUUCCAUAUAAGCACAAUGAAAUCAAAGUGUUCAAAACAAUAA